GGGAGGGGACAAGAGAGCUAGCGGUCCCGCCCGGUGAUGUAGGCAGCCGGGGGAGGUGGAGCCGCGACGCCUGAAGGAGUCCCCACCGCAAUCGCGCUCUCGGUCUACCCCUCCGAGCGACCAGCCGCCAGCCCCAGCUCCGGCGACUUCCUGCCGCCGCAAUUUGGGCGGCGGGGACUGCGGAAUCUCCCCUGUUCGGGCCUGGGGGGCGCCUCCACCACGCGCAGCCCCCUCCCCUCCUCGCUUCCCGGACGGCGGGAGCUACUCCCGCGGGAAGCUGUUCCCGGACGCUCGGCCGCCGCCCGGGCAUCUCGGCUGCCAGCCCGGCCGGGCACCGGGCACCGACUGGCUCCGGCGCCGCCCAGCUGCUCGCGACCCCGGGGCCGCGGGCUUCUGCUCGCCCUUCCCUCCCCCGGCCGCCGGGCAGGACGCCCGUGAGCUCCCGGUGCCCCCAGCCCCUUUGGCCGCCGACACCACCGCCGCCGCCGCGAUGCUGCCCUGGAGACGCAACAAAUUCGUGCUGGUGGAGGACGAGGCCAAGUGCAAGGCGAAGAGCCUGAGUCCGGGACUCGCCUACACGUCGCUACUCUCCAGCUUCCUGCGCUCCUGCCCGGACCUGCUGCCCGACUGGCCGCUGGAGCGCCUGGGCCGCGUGUUCCGCAGCCGGCGCCAGAAAGUGGAGCUCAACAAGGAGGACCCUACCUACACCGUGUGGUACCUGGGCAACGCCGUCACCCUGCACGCCAAGGGCGACGGCUGCACCGACGACGCCGUGGGCAAGAUCUGGGCGCGCUGCGGGCCGGGCGGGGGCACCAAGAUGAAGCUGACGCUGGGGCCGCACGGCAUCCGCAUGCAGCCGUGCGAGCGCGGCACCUCCGGGGGCUCGGGGGGCUCGGGGGGACGCCGGCCGGCGCACGCCUACCUGCUGCCGCGCAUCACCUACUGCACCGCGGACGGGCGCCACCCGCGCGUCUUCGCCUGGGUCUACCGCCACCAGGCGCGCCACAAGGCCGUGGUGCUGCGCUGCCACGCCGUGCUGCUGGCGCGGGCGCACAAGGCGCGCGCCCUGGCCCGCCUGCUCCGCCAGACCGCGCUGGCGGCCUUCAGCGACUUCAAGCGCCUGCAGCGCCAGAGCGACGCGCGCCACGUGCGCCAACAGCAGGGGGGGCAGGACUUGCGGCCCCAGUCCGGGCCGGCCUGA
Molecule: messenger RNA, 1201 nt
Organism: Ailuropoda melanoleuca (giant panda)
Lineage: Eukaryota; Metazoa; Chordata; Mammalia; Carnivora; Ursidae
Gene: FAM43B
Product: family with sequence similarity 43 member B
Exons: 1
Coding region: 491-1201 (236 amino acids)
Source: RefSeq, a predicted model, not a curated record